AUGUCGGAUUCUUUGGCUAUUUUUCGCUUUGAUCGUGGCGAUAGGAUUCUCCCUCUCUCACUUUUGCAAGACGAUAUACAGAAGCUCUUUUGCGAACGAGGACGACACGGCAUGAAGACAUCUCCCCAUGGACUCCAGAAUGUUAUCUCACAGACACGAUGCACGACGUUAUUUGGCACCUCCGACCACUCAUCCUGGUUGUGCCCUCACCCAAAAUAUGGCGGCCAAUGCAGCACGGCGGAGCAGCGGUCGGUGCACCUGGGCCUUGAUCACCACGAUGCAAGAUUCGUGGAGACCGAGUUCUUCCACAUCAGCACAUAUCCCGUGUGCCAAGUACGAUGCGGGGAGCAGGCGAAAGGUGGCAGCGUGCAGUCCGUGAAGAAGUCAAUUUCGACGUUAACGGCCGAUGACUGCCAUGCUAGAGACGGUGAUGUAGACUGUGGUCGCGUCACGAGAUACACCUUGUUCCGCUUCAUGGAUCUGCCCUCCGAGCUGCGCAGUGUCAUCUACGCCAUUGCGAUCGAAGACGCCGUCUCAGGCCAGCAAGAACUCUUCCACAAGGACCAGAAGACACGGAGACUGCGCCGAUGGCAGCCGCUGGCUCUCCUGCAGGCCAGCUCACCACUUCGCGCCGAAGCACUGCACGUUUACGCCUCCACGCAGACACUGGCUGUGCCGCUAGCCGCUCUCUCAAGGUGGCAUGCGCUCGUCGGGCCCGCCUUCCUGCGCGCGUCCAAAACGCUGCUGAUCACGCUGCCAGCCAGGCAGGCACCCUCUGCGGCACCGCGCCUGCUUGACAUUACGGCCGUGUAUCACAUCCUAUGCGUCACGAACCCAUCGCUAGACCUGCGCUGCGUCGAGGAAGGCCAGCUGUGCCGCCGCGGCGCCGGCUCCGCACCGGCGGUGCCGGCCGCACCGUUCAACGCGCUUUUCCAACUCAUUCGCCGCAACGCCGCCUGCAUCGCCGCGUGCCUGGCCUGUGGCACACUGCGCCGCAUCCUCGUCAACGAGCACGCAGUCCUGGUAAGUGCAGCUGCCACCUUCGAUCUUUGGCUGUCGUACGACGACGUCCAGCGCGUCCUGGGCGCCCGCGACGGGUUCAGACUCACCGUCGGCAAGGACAACCAGCUGUGGCAGGGGACUUUGUUGGCGCGUACUAUGGCUCCAAGAACGAACAGGAAAACGAGGAGGGUUGACACCGCCACCCGGGCAAGGGACUCGACGAAGAUGACGAAGAUGGACGGCACUGGCGCGUUUGAGAUGUCUUCGAAUGGACUUCGUAGCGUCAUCGUGGAAGGGAAGAGAGAUGGGUUGCGUAGGAACUCGAAACUGGUGGACAUGGCACUUGUUCAGGCAGAUAUCGACGCUGAGACCGAGAGCGGCAUCAGUUUCGGUACGUAG
Messenger RNA from Verruconis gallopava, 1401 nucleotides. RefSeq lists its product as uncharacterized. The record is from RefSeq and is a predicted model, not a curated record. The coding region runs from base 1 to 1401 and encodes 466 amino acids. NCBI's taxonomy places the organism in Eukaryota, Fungi, Ascomycota, Dothideomycetes, Venturiales, Sympoventuriaceae. The transcript has a single exon.